Messenger RNA from Scleropages formosus (Asian bonytongue), 2330 nucleotides. RefSeq names its product galactose-3-O-sulfotransferase 2 (gene gal3st2). Gene Ontology annotation, biological process: glycolipid biosynthetic process. Lineage: Eukaryota; Metazoa; Chordata; Actinopteri; Osteoglossiformes; Osteoglossidae. Gene Ontology annotation, cellular component: membrane. The transcript has 4 exons. The coding region runs from base 86 to 2329 and encodes 747 amino acids. Gene Ontology annotation, molecular function: galactosylceramide sulfotransferase activity. The record is from RefSeq and is a predicted model, not a curated record.
GCUUGUGUGUGUCUCGGUGUGUCAGCGUGUGUGCGCGCGAGCGUCUCCGCCCUUCGAGCCAAUCGGUCUGCAGUUCCGAGCGCCGAUGCUACCAGCAGUGCCGCGAAGCGCGCGGACUGCAACGCUCGGGACAAAGGAGCGCGCGCGAACGGAACGGGACGCUCGGAUCGGGCGUUCGGAGCGCGUGUGGAUCGCUCACCCGCCCAGCGCGCGCCUUCCACUUGUUCCCCCCACACCUCUCCUCGCGACUGGAACACGCGCGAUGCCGUCCGCGCAGAAGAAGGGCGCGCGGGAGAGCGCGGCGUCUCCCUGCUGCUCGAGCUCGCCGCGGACCGCGAGGCUCAAGGGGAGGCUCUGGAGCCGCCUGCGCUUGGUCUGGGUGGCGCUCAUGGCCCUCACGGUCCUCUGCGUGGCCAUUCAGAUCCUGGGCGUGGUCAGGCAGUCCAGGAGUAGCAUUCUUCUGAGACACUCCGCCAGGGAGAACUUCUUCAACAUGCGGUUCACCAUUGAAUUCCAUAAGAUGUUCACCCCCCAGCAGGAGGGGUUGAACCCCAGCCAGUACCUGCAGGCCUGGCGUCAGGAGAGCACCACGGAAAACCACAGACCUGAUCUGCCUGUGGCUCGAAGACUUGGAAACACAAGACUUUUCAGGGGGGAAAGCAGCCUGUGGAACUUCAGGGGUCCGAAGGGGGGUUCACCGUCAACAGCGCAGCCCACGACCUCCCAGGGGGGUCCGGUUCCGGAGAAUAAAUUCGCAGAGGAGGUGAAAAGACGGAGUUCACCCCAAUCCACCGUGGGGGCAGGAACCACCCGUCCGGCUCGGGCUCUGACCAGGCCCAUGUCAGCAUUCAGCAGAGCUGAGAAACCUGUGGAGACCCCUGUGGUCACAGGGAGGGGCCACCAGAGCAGCACCUCCUCCCUGCUGCGGGACCCUUGGAGAACUGGGCGCAGCCAGCAGAGGAUGGUUGCGUGGUCGGAACCCGAGUCUGAGCACGCAGUGACACUGAAAAGGCCAACUGAACACCCGCUCCAGAGACUGAACCCGGGUUCCAGCCUGAACAAGCCUACCCCCUUGAGGCCGGCAAACCGGGAGGUGCCCUCCUGCAAGCCAAAGAACCACAUCAUGUUCCUGAAAACACACAAGACAGCCAGCAGCACCAUACUCAACAUCCUGUACCGCUACGGCGACAGCCGGAACCUGACGUUUGCACUGCCGGUGAACCGACACAGCCAGCUGUUCUACCCGGUUAUGUUCGCGGCCCACUUCGUCGAGGGCUUCCAGUCGAAGACCGUCAGGGAGUACGACAUCAUGUGCAACCACAUGAGAUUUGUACCCAGAGAGGUUAAAAAAGUAAUGCCAGCAGAUACAUUUUAUUUCUCCAUUUUGCGGAACCCGGUAUCAAUGAUGGAAUCAAUUUUUGCCUAUUAUAAAGGCAUACCAGCCUUUGCUAAAGCUACAAGCCUGGACGACUUCCUCAACAACACGUGGAGGAACUACAGCUUCUCGACCGACGGCAACCAUUAUGCCAAGAACAUCCUCAGUUUUGACUUUGGCUUCAGCAACGUGAACAGUGAAUAUAAUGAGGAGACACAUUCCAACUUCAUUAUAUCUCUGACUGAGAAAUUCUUUGACCUCAUUCUUAUAUCUGAGUACUUUGAUGAGUCCAUGAUUCUGCUGAAGAACGCCCUUUGCUGGUCUCUUGACGAUGUGGUCUCGUUCAAGCUGAACAGCAGGAGUGACAAGACCAAGCAGAAACUGUCCCCGCAGACCAUGGAGAGGAUUAAGGUGUGGAACUCGAGGGACUGGAAGCUCUAUCUCCAUUUCAACGCAACCUUCUGGAGGAAGAUAGACGUGACUAUAGGCCGGGAGGCCAUGAAGGUUGAGGUUGCCCGGCUGCGAGAAAGGAGGGCGGAACUGAUGAAGACCUGUCUGAUGGACGGUGGAGCUGUGGACCCCUCAAAGGUGAAGGAUAAAGGCUUUAAACCCUUCCAGUAUGGCUCUGCUGUCAUUCAGGGCUACAAUCUCAACCCGGGGUUGAAGGGGGCCACCAGAAAGAUGUGCCAAGAGUUGAUAACACCCGAGCUGCAGUAUACGGCAGCCCUCUACACCAAGCAGUUCCCUGAGCUUUCUGCCAAGUUGGAUGCUUCCCAGAAACAGCUCAUGUCCAAUAAAACGACCAUGAACCGCUCAAAGAUGCUGGAAAUCAGGAUGCACCUUGAGCGGCAGAGGAAAAGUGCACUCGGAAGUCCACGGUACGAGGUCCCCAGAGUCCGCCGGAACUCCUUCCCCAACGGGCCUGCCAUGAGCAGCCUGAGGAACGUGCCUUGAC